UCUGGACACGUGUGUAUAUAUACACGUAUUUUUCUCUGCUUCCUGUGCACUUGGUUUUGAUGCAAAUAUGCAAUAUCAAUGCGCCUGGGCUCCACGUACCACGCGACGUGUCCCAUGCAACGAGGAGGCAGGGCGCCGAAGAGGGGAGUGGUUAAAGCACCUGCUUCCCGUCUCACCUGCUACCGGCACUCGUCAUGGACGCAGCAGCAAAGAAAACCUUCGUCACGGCGUGUUCCUCCUCCCUCGUCCUGUUGCUCCUCCUCCUCCUCAUCUCUCCUCGCCUAACGUUUCCGUCGCCGGUCCAGGGUGCCGGCCAUGGAGGUGGAGAGGGGGGGCAGCAGCAACAGCAGGGCCCGCAGCCGGCCGAGCGGGCCAUCGGCCUCACCGGAUUCGCGAACCCGUGGGAUGCCGUCAGGACCUGGGCCAAUCUUGCCUGGAUGAAUCUUCGGCCACCUGACUCGAUGAAAAACAAUGGAAGGAGUGAGUCGAGCGCAGGGGAGGUGGUGAAAGAAGCAGCCUCGAGGAGCUUCGAGACGAGCAAGGAGGCGGUGGGGCAGGCGGCGGAGUCGGCAGCGAAGACAGCAGAGGACGCAGUCCGCAAGAGCAAGGAGAAGGUGAAGCGGACUGCCUCCGUGGCUGGUGGAGAACCGGAUGCAGAGCUUUAGAUCGAUUCUUACUUACGUCUACGGUUGUAGCAGCGUCUGUAAUCUCUCCUCUCUUACUAUAGCUUGAUGUGGUCUCUUUUCUCUCUGAUUGUGGAAAGAAUGGUUCCAAUGGUUUCUUGUGCA
This is a messenger RNA of Musa acuminata AAA Group (dessert banana), 788 nucleotides long. RefSeq lists its product as uncharacterized. Bases 195 to 665 code for a protein of 156 amino acids. Lineage: Eukaryota; Viridiplantae; Streptophyta; Magnoliopsida; Zingiberales; Musaceae. The record is from RefSeq and is a predicted model, not a curated record. The transcript is spliced from 2 exons.